CAGUCUCCUCGUUCUAAACUUCUCUAUCCCUCGGAUCUCUUUCUUUCUUUUCUUUUAUCUUUCCUUCUUUCUCACUGAAUUCAAAACAAAUGGCGGCAGUAAUGUCUGCUUCCCCCAUGCACGACAUCCACCUCGACAAACUCACCUACGAGAUCUUCUCCGUUCUCGAGAACAAGUUCCUCUUCGGCUAUGAGAACGACCUUCCCCUAAUUCCCAAUCCCACUUCCAAGCUCUCCUCUCAUUCCGGCCGCCGAGACUUGAUUUCAUCAUGCAAGCAAAAUCCCGGCGCCAAAGUCAGAAUCCUAUCAAUCGACGGUCGAGGCUCCACUGACGGUAUCUUGGCCGCCGCCACCCUCUCCCGUCUCGAGGACUUCCUUCGCCGCAAAUCCGGCAACCCAGAUGCCCGCAUUUCUGACGUUUUUGACGUCGUGGCCGGUUCCGGCGCCGGCGGCAUCCUCGCUUCACUCCUUUUCACUCGUGGCAGAGACGGAGCCCCAAUGUUCACCGCAGAUCAGGCGCUGAAGUUCCUCGUCGACAACCACCGCAAGAUCUUCCGGUCAUCGCCGUCGGGGGUUCUCCGGCGGAUUAUCAGGUCGGAUAAGGCGGAGAGGCUCUUCAGUAAAACAUUCGGGGAGUCCACUCUCAAGGACACGCUGAAGUCCGUUCUGAUUCCCUGCUACGACCUGUCCACAAACGCGCCGUUUCUGUUUUCCCGCGCUGACGCCUUGGAAAUGGACGGCUACGACUUCAAGAUAAGGGACGUCUGCGCCGCUACAUUGACGGCACGUCCCGUCGAGAUAGCGUCGGUGGACCGGAGGACAAGGAUCAAUGCCGUGAACGGCGAAAUUGCCAUGAACAAUCCGACGGCCGCCGCAAUUACGCACGUGCUUCACAACAAGCUAGAAUUUCCGCUCUGUAAUGGAGUGGAGGAUCUGCUCGUUGUGUCGCUGGGAAAUGCGCAAUCCGAAUCUGGCAUCGGAAAUAUCACUUCGUCACCGACCGGACUCUUAAGGAUAGCCGGAGAAGGAGCUUCCGACGUGGUUGAUCAAGCUGUUUCAAUGGCGUUCGGUCAAUGGCGGACAAGUAAUUAUGUGCGCAUUCAGGCAAAUGGUACUCCUCCAGCUAAUUACAAGAGCAUGGAUUUGAUGGCCCUGACGGAAAAUAUGUUGGUCCAGAAGAAUGUGGAGUCUGUUCUGUUUCAUGGGAGGAGAAUGGUUGAGAGCACAAAUCUAGAGAAACUAGAAAUGCUUGCUGGAGAGGUAAUCAAAGAGCAAGAGAGAAGAAAAACCAGCAUUUUGCCAACAGUGGUGUUGAAGCAGGCAUCUCCUUCCCCUAGAACUUCUUCUGCCACCACUCUCUCGACCCUAUCUUCUUGCUAGCUAGCUAGUUUGGCUGAUCAUUUAAAAAUAUGAUAGAAAAAAAGGCUGGAUUAACUCAGUUAAUUGCAAAGGGUGCAGAUUUGAUUAUUAAACUAUUAGAGAGACUUAGAUAUUUAAGAUAGGUCUUACAAUAUUUAUUUAAUGUUGUUUGAGAAAUUUAUACAGACAACAGUAAAUACUGUAGGAUCUAUUUUACGUGUGUUAUUAUGUAUAUUCUACCGCUCGUGAUGAAUUGAUGAUAUAUGAACAUCAAAUUCAAGCUGAGCUGAGUUGAGCUGAA
Molecule: messenger RNA, 1659 nt
Organism: Carya illinoinensis
Lineage: Eukaryota; Viridiplantae; Streptophyta; Magnoliopsida; Fagales; Juglandaceae
Product: patatin-like protein 6
Exons: 3
Coding region: 90-1379 (429 amino acids)
Biological process (GO): lipid metabolic process
Source: RefSeq, a predicted model, not a curated record